Medioppia subpectinata is the source of this 1752-nucleotide messenger RNA. Lineage: Eukaryota; Metazoa; Arthropoda; Arachnida; Sarcoptiformes; Oppiidae. The record is from the annotation of a GenBank genome assembly.
AUGGCUAAAAUAGUGAUGAACGAUGUCUUCAAAGACAUGACUCGUGAAAACGACAGACUUUUACGUGAAUUGAGAUUCAGUUUAAGAAGUAAUGAAUUAAUGGAAAAAUACAGACAAUUGUCGUUAGACUUCAGAAACACAUGUAUUUGUGAGGAGAAUAUCGGCAAUGAAUCCAAGUUUAAUGAUUUGGAGAUCAUUUACAACACCAUUAAAGCCGAGGAAUGUCUUCACAGACAACAGAUUGAGGAACAAGUGAUGCCAGUCAUCGGCAGCGCAGCCGUCAUUGCGAGCGAUGACGACUAUUCAGCGAAUGAAGAGGAAUAUAACAAGACUUUAGCCGAAGAUAUGGACACAUCUGGCGAUGAAUACGAGACAAACCUAACGGAUGGCCACGAGUUUGACGACAAUAUCGAAGAAGAGAACAAAAAGUCUUCAGGAGAAGACAUAUGCGAUGUAUUGAGUGGUGAAUACGAGUCGCCGAUACUCCCGAAGAAGAGGAGAAGACAGAAGAAGUUGUCAGUGAAGGCGUCGCCGAAGAAUAGCGGCACUAAUUGUCGCACGAGAUCGCAGACGAAGAAGACAUUAAAGGAGAAGAUAGUGUCAGAGAACGAGAGUCCACGCAAUGGCCACUCGGCUGACGACAACAACGAGUCAAUUGCUGAUAACGAAGACACGGAAGAGUUGGGAUCAACCGCUGGCGAGAGGUGGGAAUUGCGCUGCGAUUACGACAACUGCCGCAAGUCUUUCACAUUGAAAGGCAAUUUGAAGAAACACCAGAAGACUGUACACUCGGGUGAGCGGCCGUACCGGUGCUCGUGGCCCGACUGCGGCGCCGCCUAUAAGACCAAAGACUCGCUGGGGAUUCAUGAAGUGAAGCACUCAAAAGGUGGUCAAUACAAGUGUCCGUUCGAGGGCUGCGAUAAGAGUUUUGGUUCGGAUAGAGACCUCCGCAUUCACAGCAGAUCCCAUAAAACAUACCUCAAGUCGUAUAACAACUACGCCUGCGAUUGGGAGGGCUGUGACCGACGGUUCACCAAACGGGACGACCUGUUGGCACACGUGAGCGCCGCCCACACCAACGACAAGCCAUACCAAUGCCCCGAUUGUGACAAACGCUUCGCCAUUGAAAGGUUACUGAAGAGUCACCAAAGGUAUCACCGAAUGUGUGAACAGAAAACAGUGGACUCGGGGGACGCGUCGCGCGACCAGCGAUGCGAUUGCAUUGAUUGCGGGAAGUCUUUCAAAACAAGGCGUUAUCUGAAUAAACACCGCCGUUAUGUUCACACCGAUCACAAUCUCUGGUCAUGCGAUUGGCCGGACUGUACGGUCGCCACGAGAUCUGAAAAUGAUUUGAUUGAACACAAGAAUCGUCACCAGAAGAUCAAACCAUUUGUUUGCGAGACAGUCGGCUGUCCGAUGCGGUACUACUCGACCUAUGAGUUGAAACAACACGUAAUGAGAGCGCAUAACGUGAUGGACCGAAACUACAAUUGCGAUAUCGACGGCUGCCGAUUGAGUUACGCCACCGAACAUGAUCUAAGGCGCCAUAAGCGCCGACACGACCGCAUCUACCGGUGCUCGUGGCCAGAGUGUGGUCAGAGCUACUCGGCUAAGGUGUUGCUGUCCGAGCAUAUGGACAGACAUAAUGAUGUGAAGUCUCAUAAGUGUCUGUACGUCGGGUGCGGUAAACAAUUUUUCAGCAAAAAUAAUUGUAAAACUCAUAUGAAAAAUGUUCACAAAAAAGUGAAAUGA